Molecule: messenger RNA, 1439 nt
Organism: Linum tenue
Lineage: Eukaryota; Viridiplantae; Streptophyta; Magnoliopsida; Malpighiales; Linaceae
Source: the annotation of a GenBank genome assembly
AUACAAGUGUAUUUUGCCUUUCUAGAUCUCAAUUCUCAGCCCAAAAUUCAGCAAACGUGAAAAGAAGAAGAGGAACAAGAGAGGAAUCUUAAUUGUCGCUUGAUUUCAUCAUCGGAUUGGUCUGCCCUUCCUUCCCGGCUGGUAAAUCAUCAAAAGUAGCGCAUUGUUUAGGUCCUAGAGAUCGCAGAAGGCACACAUGCUAGCAUGGAGUCUGAGAGGGAACAUUUCAACCUCUCAGGACCCUUGCACUUAACUUUUGUUGAUUGGUCUAAUGCACACCAUCGAAGAUCCGUCGCAGCCAGUUUAGUCCAAGGCGUCUACAUUCUAGAGCGAGACCGCCAGCUCAAACGUGAACAUCCAAUCGCCCUUGCACCACCGUGGUGGGAGUUUUUCCACUUCAAGUUGCUCCGGCAGCUGGUAGACGAUGCUGAUCACUGCACCUUCGGCGCCAUCUACGAGUACAGGCCACCAACGCCUCAUGGCCACCAGUCCCUCGAUGCAAGCCCACGUUAUGUGAUCGCCUUCCGGGGAACCCUAACCAAGGCUGAAUCUUUCGCACGAGACGUCGAGCUUGACCUCCACAUCAUCAGAAAUGGGCUCCACGAGACAUCCCGGUUCGAGAUAGCAAUCCAAGCAGUACGUAACAUGGUGGCUUCCGUAGGGGACUCCAAUGUCUGGCUGGCUGGACACUCCCUAGGAGCAGCCAUGGCAAUGCUGGCAGGGAAAACAAUGGCCAAGAAUGGAACUUUCGUCCCGGCAUUCCUCUUCAACUCGCCAUUCCUCUCUGCCCCCAUCGAGAGGAUCAAGGACAAGCGAGUGAAGCAUGGGAUUCGGAUCGCCAGCAGCGUGAUCACUGCAGGCCUCGCAUUCGCUUCCAAGAGGAACUACAACAACCAGCAAGCAGACAGUCGAUCUGUGGCUACUGAUCCCUUUGCAGCUCUCUCGUCGUGGGUCCCCUGUGUGUUUGUCAAUCCAGGGGACCCGAUAUGCUCGGAGUACGUGGGGUACUUCGAGCAUAGGAAGAAGAUGGACGAGAUUGGGAUUGGAGCGAUUGAGAAGCUGGCGACUCAGAACUCGCUGGGCGGGCUGCUGAUGAGUGCAAUGGGGAGGGAUUCGGAGGCGUUGCACCUUAUCCCGUCGGCAGUGCUGGCUGUGAACUUGAGCCCUGCGCAGGAUUUCAAGGAAGCUCAUGGGAUUCAUCAGUGGUGGAGGCCGGAUUUGCAGCUGCAAUCCAACAUUUACAAGUACACCUAGACUUGUUGGUUGUGUCUGGCAGAAUUUGCGUCACAUUUGAUUCUUUCAUUGAUUCAUUUUCCUUUUCUUGCCCAUAUUUAAUCUGAUCAUCCAUUGUGCAUAUGUGUUGUUUGGAUUUGGAGCUCCAAAGAAACUGGAUUUGUAUGGUCUGAUUCUGAUGGUUGUGUUGCGAAACUGUCAUUCUG